AUGGCUGGUCGAGCCUCGUAUCCCAACCUGGGUCGGACCGCCCCAGGUCCCGAUCGUUCUGCACGAUGGGACAGAGAUCGCUUCUUUGAUGAACGGGAACAUAACAUGACCCUUGAGCGUAGCCGCGGCCCUGAUCGCGACCGAUUCGAUGCCCUUCCUAUCCGAACUCGCAACCCAGACGACGAUGAUGACUACUUCCGCCAGAGCCGUCGUGUACCUCCGCCAAGGGAGCACUCCGUCGAUGAACGCUUCACGCACGACCGCCGAGCCAGUCACCCACAUAUCGACGAGGAAGAGGACGAUGAACUACUUGUUCGUGAACGGCGCCGUGUUAUAUACGACGAUAUGGAGACUCCCCGCCCUCCCUCUACUAUACGCCGACGGCCGUCUCCUUCCGAAAGCUCCUUCACCCGCCGAAGGCCAUCUCCCGAAAGAGAAAGAUUCCGCAGCCCAUCUCCCCCAAGACGCCCUACUGCUAGGAUGAUGAGACGUACUUCCAGCGUCGAUACCUAUGACCGAAAGCCAAAUGGCUUCUACGACCGCGAAGAGUAUGGCCCGCCAGCCAGGAGGUCCGACUACCGCAUUCCUGCCAAUGUACCUAUCCCUCUGCCCCGGCACAGGGCGCUGCCUCCACCAAGAGUUUACGCCGAACACGACUACUUCCGAGAUAUUCAAGUUUCGGAUCCUCAUCGAUAUGGUGACGAGGAGUUCCACGCGUUCCAAGGGGGAGAAAAGGUCCGCGAGCGCGAGUUCGAGAAGGAGGUUAUCCACACAAGGCGCAGCCGGAGAGACCGGAGCAGGGACUCGCGCGCUACCAGUCGCAGCCAUCGCAGCAGCCGCCGAAGCAGUUCUGUGGCAUCCAGCACUAGCAGCUCCUCGAGUAGCAGCGGCGGUACCACCAUUACAUCCAAGAGCGAGUAUCCGAAGAAGGGAAAGACAAGAAUUCCUUCUCGCCUACUGUCGAGGCGGGCCCUCAUUGAGAGUGGCUAUCCAUUUGUCGAGGAGGGCACUACUACCAUCAUCCAGAAAGCUCUCGGUCAAGAGCAUAUCGAUCAUCUGCUCAAAAUGAGUGACGAGUACAAGAAGGCUGAACUUGAAAUCCAAGCCUCUCGCUCGAGUGCCGGUGAUAUCAUUGAGGAGCACGAAGAGCGCCGAACGGAGAUCAUCGAAUACACCGACACAACUAUUCCCGGGCCACCACAUCAUACAACACACUACACUCAAACCACUACUCAUGCUCACCCGCAUGUCCAUACUACCACCGUGCACACCCACCCACCUGUUCAAGCCACAUAUACCCAGCCAGUCAUGGUGAACGCGGCUCCGCCCGUACAGACUCAACAAGUCGACUUCGCAAAGACUGUCCAGGUCCGCGAAGUCUCUCCAUCCCGGGCUUCCUCCUACAGCUCAUGGGACAGUGCCUCCUCUUGGACCGACUCAACCUACACGACGGGUACCUCAUGCUCCACUUGCUCAACCGCAACUGUCACACCACGAGGACAUGUACACGCCCCCCAAGUGGUUCACGUCGCUCACCCCGAAGAAACUUUCAAAGAGUUGAGAGAAACUUCCAAAGAGUUGAUGGUUCUUGAUAAGAGUCACAGCAUGAGCCGAAGCCGCAGUCGCCAUCGCAGUCAAAGCCGUCGCCAUCGCAGUCGAAGCCGUCGCAGCCGUAGCCGCCGCCGUUCGUACGAGUCAGAGAGUAUCCAGUCCGAGAUUAGCCGCCUCGAGAGACAACUGGCCCGCAAGGAACGACACGGCAGUAGGGGCGAUAUCGUCAUGGCUGAGCGCCUAUCCACCGGCGAGGUGGUCCUGCUUGAGGAAAAAGUCGAGAGGAUCGAGGAGCCCAGAAAGGGCGUGAGGCUUGAGAAGGACAAGAGAGGUAGGCUGUCUAUCAGUGUGCCGAGGAAUCGCCGAUAAAGCGUCACUUGCGGUGCGUUUGUCAUGUGUGAUUUCUUGGGUUGUGGGAUGUCUUGAGACAGACGUGCUGACUUUCUUGUUUACAGGUCCCCCGCCGAGGUUGAUGAAGGCCAUGUUGGCUACCUUGACUUGAGAAGAAACGGUCAGCUAGUGGCUAGACGCGUUGUCGGUUAUGACUAGUAGACUUGGAUACGCUCUUUCUUAAAAUGUUCUUGGAUACCCGAAUUAUACGCUCCCUUCUUUAUGAUAAUGAUUUUGACUUCCAUGAGCCACAUGUUACA
This is a messenger RNA of Neurospora tetraspora, 2201 nucleotides long. RefSeq lists its product as uncharacterized. The coding region runs from base 1 to 1920 and encodes 639 amino acids. The transcript is spliced from 3 exons. Lineage: Eukaryota; Fungi; Ascomycota; Sordariomycetes; Sordariales; Sordariaceae. The record is from RefSeq and is a predicted model, not a curated record.